AGCGGCACUAAUGCUCCAGCGCGAACGAGGCUGGGGUGGAAUGGGGGAGAGCCGGGCAAAAGGCAGCCUUAAAACCCGGUAGGAAUCUGCUUGGCUGGGCACCGUGCCGGGGAGCUGCUGUGCAAACGGGUACUGGGGCUACCCUGGUGGACCGUGAGCUGCGGGAGCCAUCAUGCAGAGAGGGCGCCGGAGGAAAGCAGGGCCUGCACCACGGCCACGGCAGCCCAGGCCAUGCCGCCCGCGGGAGAGGAACUGAGCCUUGCCACUGACCCCAGCAGCUCAACUGGAUCCCAAUCGGCGCCGCACGCAGUUUCUUCCUGCUCGGCUGCUGCCUGGGUUGGGGUGUGCGUGUCAGGCGUUCACCAGCUGUAGCUGGCUCGCUGGGAGCUCAAGAGCUGGGGCCGGGUCCCUGCAGAUUUCACCGAAGGCCUCACCCUUUGCCGAUAACCAGCCAUGCCCGACCGGGCGCUCUGUUUCCUGUGCAGUUUGGUGAUGCCUGCCGCCUUCCUGUGCACAGAUCUGCUUCCCAGGGUCACCUUCCCAAGAGGAGACCCCCGGAGGACCCUAACCAGCUUCAGCCAGGACGGAAUCUUCAACUAUGAUACUUUCCUCUUGAGCGAAGACGAAGGCACUCUGUACGUGGGAGCUCGAGACACCCUCCUCUCCCUCCGGGUGGACAGCGCUGGGUCCAUGAAGCUGACGGGCUCAAUAGCGUGGCCACCCCUGCUUAAAAAAAAGGACGAGUGUGUCUUUAAGAAGAAAAGCAAUGUGACAGAGUGCUUCAACUUCAUCCGUGUCCUGGUGCCAGUGAACCAGACUCACCUGUACACCUGUGGGACCUACGCCUUCAGCCCCAUCUGCUCUUACAUUAAUCUGGAGAAUUUCAGCCUGGUUUCUGGAGGCCAAGGGGAGCCUCUCCUCCAGGAUGGGAAGGGACAGUGCCCCUUCGACCCCCGCCACAAGUAUACGGCCAUCCUGGUGGAUGGUGAGCUCUACACGGGGACCAUGAACAACUUCCAAGGAAACGAGCCCAUAAUCUCCCGUGCCCUGGGCAGCAGGACCUUUCUGAAGACCGAUACCUUCCUCAGGUGGCUAAAUGUCGACGCAGGCUUCGUGGCCUCGGCCAACAUCCCUGGAGACGAGAAGGUCUAUUUCUUCUUCGAGGAGACGGCCGAGGAGUUUGAGUUCUUUGAGAAGCUCACGGUCUCCCGGGUGGCUCGUGUGUGCAAGAAUGACGUCGGAGGACAGAAGGUGCUGCAGAAGAAAUGGACCACGUUCCUGAAAGCUCAGCUGACGUGCGUCCAGCCUGGACACUUCCCUUUCAACGUGAUCCAUCACGCCUUUGUCCUACCCCAGCCAGGAGGGGGCGCCGUCUUCUAUGGACUCUUCGCCUCACAAUGGCAGAUGGGAGACGCAGGCAGCACGGCGGUGUGCGCUUUCAACCUGGAGGACGUCGAAAGAGUCUUCAGUGGCAAAUACCAGGAACUGAACAAGCAGAGCGCCCGGUGGAUGACAUACAGCGAUGGGAUCCCUGAGCCCCGCCCUGGCAGCUGCUCGGUGUACCCAUCAGCGGACAAAGUCCUGACCUUCAUAAAAAACCAUUUCCUGAUGGAUGAGAAGGUUGUGCCCAGGAACAAGCAGCCGCUGCUGGUGAAGCAGAACGUGAAGUAUACGCGGAUCGCAGUCGAUCAGACCCACAGUGUCACGGGCACCUCCUAUGAGGUGAUGUUCCUGGGAACAGAUCAAGGGUUCCUGCACAGAGCAGUGGCUCUGGCCAGCGGUACUCAUAUCAUUGAGGAAAUCCAGCUGUUUAAGGACCCGGAACCUGUGCAGAACCUUCUGUUCUCACCUGGGAAGGGGAUCCUGUAUGUGGGGUACUCCAAGGGGGUGCUGCAGGUGCCGCUGGCCAACUGCAGCGUGUACAGGAGCUGUGCUGACUGUGUCCUCGCCCGAGACCCCUACUGCGCCUGGGACAGGCACAGCCAGUCGUGCCAGGAGACCCGAGGCACAAACAAAAACACGAGUGACUGGCUGCAGGACGUCGAGUGGGGUAGACCGGGGACUACGUGCCAGCAGAUCAGUGGGAGAGGCAGGGCCACGCCCAGGUCUCGGGACGACUCGGGCAGCAGCCUGGUAAAAACUUUGAGCCCAGCGCUGAACUCUGUGAUCCGGCUGCCCUGCCCGCAGCUCUCCGCCCUGGCCAAUUACAACUGGAGCUACCCAGGGGAUAAGACCCCGGCGGGGCUGCUGAUGUUGGAUAAUAAGAUGUUGGUGAUCAUCAUGCAGCGCCAGGCGGCGGGCGAGUACACGUGCUGGGCCAGCGAGAACGGGCACCGUCAAGCUGUGGCCCGCUAUGUGGUGCAGGACCCCACGGAAGGCAACAUCCUGAGCGAGAGCGGAGGGGACAGCAUGGUCGGGCAAGGGCUGGAGCGGGGGGCAGGCCCACAGGGCGGGCACCGCUCCUACUGGGCACAGUUUGUGACGGUGACGGUGCUGCUGUCGAUGACGCUGGCCAUAGCAAUGACCAUGGCCGGGUUCUCCUACCACAACAGGCUCAAGGCCAAGAGCAAGGUGCAAGGAUGCAACACCCCCGAAGCCACCAAGGUGUCCAAUCAGGAGAAGGUGCCGCUGAACGGAGGCCGGAGCCCACAGGAGGGGGCCAAGGACCCCAGGGACUGCUGCCUCCAGAUGGAGGGCCUGUACCAGGGCACAGACGCGGACAACAACAGGUUAAAUGCCAGCCCGGGGGCCGGGGAGGGUUUCCAAGGGGCGGCUCUGGAGAAAGCAUAGGCUGGCCGUGCCUGCCCCGACCCGCCUUUCGUCUUGAAAUCAGCCGUGUCGUGGUACCGAGCAGCCCUACGAUAACAAACCAGGGUGUGUGGCUCAGUGCUUGGGAGCGACCCUACAAUAACAAACCGGUCUGCGUCCAGCCCCCAAAUUCAUAACAAACGUCGUAUCAGCUGGGGAGACCUUCCACACAGCGCGCCCAGAAACGCCCCCUGCUCCUCGUCAGCGUGCCAGCUGCUGCCGUCCGCCCAUGGGUGGGUCGCUCCACCGCUGAAGAGCGAUGGGCCCAGCCUGCCUCACUGCGCUGCCUGGGCAUCACCACCAGAGUCGUGGGACGGGCGUUCAAACAAACAAACAAACAAAAAAAACCCUCCACUUUUGAGUUUCCACACCAAGCAAGAGUCAAACAAGGAGCACAUCUGGGGCUCUAGAUGACCAGGUUCAAAGGAGCUGGGGGGCAGAGCGGCGCUGGAGGGUGCGUGAGCCCUUCCUGGCUCGUGCCCGCCAGGGAUUUCAGCAGGGAGCAACCCCGCUGUGGGAUCGGAAGGGGCGCAGUGUUGCUGUGUCUACAGAGCUAAGCUGCGUGCGUAGCUGCUGCCUCCCGGGCUGUUGCCCCCAGCACUGGCCUGGACCAGCUGGGAGCUGCCACGUCCGCGCCACGAGAACUGUGAACAAAGGCCAAUGUGCGAUGCCGCCGCUGCACGUUACCUAGCGUGCCCCUGGCCGGCUCAGUCCUCCCCUGUGUGGGAUGCGGUUGGUGCCAGUCGAUGGCUGGGUGUAGCUCUGUUGGGGCCCAAUCCGGCUCCUCGCGGCUCUGAAUAUGGGGUCUAAUGUUCUGCCUUUGAGUGCAGGGUCAGCAGUUCAAAGCCAGCCCCGGCUGGCAAUGUUCAGACAGCUGAUCCUCGUCGGCCUGUGAGCAGCUGCGCUCCCCGUCUAGUUCCUGCUUGGCCAGAGGUCUGGAUCACAACAGCCAUUGCUAACUGGCCCCCUCGGCUGGGAGACCGGAGACGGCCCACAUCACGGAGACUGCGCUCUGCUCUGGGGGGGUGUCCUUCCAUCAGAGGGCACUGUGCUGUCACUCCCUGCUGUUGUGUGGGCAGAGGGCUUUAGGGCCUGAUUCUCAUUCACACUACAGCCUCUUUACACCACUCCGGUCCGGUAAAGGGGGCACCAAUUAGCCACACCCCCUCUGCCCUGCCGGAGUGGUAUAAGGGGCCUUUUAGGGUAAGUGAGAACCAGGCUGAGUCCCUGGGGUUUUGGAGCCAACAGCCUGGAAAAUC
Messenger RNA from Malaclemys terrapin pileata, 4067 nucleotides. It is a transcript of the gene SEMA4A, whose product is annotated as semaphorin 4A. Bases 454 to 2790 code for a protein of 778 amino acids. NCBI's taxonomy places the organism in Eukaryota, Metazoa, Chordata, Testudines, Emydidae. Gene Ontology annotation, biological process: positive regulation of cell migration; axon guidance; neural crest cell migration. The record is from RefSeq and is a predicted model, not a curated record. The transcript is spliced from 16 exons. Gene Ontology annotation, molecular function: semaphorin receptor binding; chemorepellent activity.